Austrofundulus limnaeus is the source of this 1466-nucleotide messenger RNA. It is a transcript of the gene avpr2b.1, whose product is annotated as arginine vasopressin receptor 2b, tandem duplicate, 1. The record is from RefSeq and is a predicted model, not a curated record. The coding region runs from base 244 to 1320 and encodes 358 amino acids. NCBI's taxonomy places the organism in Eukaryota, Metazoa, Chordata, Actinopteri, Cyprinodontiformes, Rivulidae. Gene Ontology annotation, molecular function: vasopressin receptor activity; peptide binding. The transcript is spliced from 2 exons. Gene Ontology annotation, biological process: regulation of systemic arterial blood pressure by vasopressin; cellular response to hormone stimulus; positive regulation of vasoconstriction. Gene Ontology annotation, cellular component: plasma membrane.
GUGUGUGUGUGUGUGUGUGUGUGUGUGUGUGUGUGUGUGUGUGUGACAGUCCUCAUCAGGUUGCUCCUCCCUCCUGUACAGAUCAGAUAUAAAACCAUCCCCUCUCCUCUCAGCUCCAGUUCAAAGCUCACCAGUAGAAGCUUGUGGGAAUGCAGUUUCUAUUUUUCCUCCCACACACUUAUUGACGUGUUGAGGUCUUCAGAUGCCUGCUGCACGGCUGUGUAAAGCUGCAGGUGUGACAGCAUGUCUUGGUUCAGRGUGAACACCAGUAACAGCAGUGUCGUGGAGGGGUCCCUGCCGGAAGAGGAGCCCCGGGAUGAGCGCCUGGCUCGGGUGGAAAUAACUCUCCUGUCCAUCAUCUUCAUCUCGGCGGCGCUCCUGAACUUUGGGCUCCUGUCGGUGCUGUGGAGACGGAGGAAGCAGCUCUCCAGGAUGCGCGUCUUCGUCUUCCACCUGUGCGUCGCGGACCUGGUGGUGACGUUCUUCCAAGUUUGCCCGCAGCUCGUGUGGGACAUCACCGACAGGUUCAUCGGUCCGGACGUGCUGUGCCGUGCGGUGAAGUACCUCCAGGUGGUCGGGAUGUUCUCCUCCACCUACAUGAUCGUAGUGAUGACCAUCGACCGGUACCAGGCCGUCUGUAACCCCAUGGUGACGUUCCAGCGGAGGAGAGCGCGCUGGAACGGCUCGGUGUGCACCGCCUGGUGCGUCUCCCUCAUCGGCAGCCUCCCGCAGGUCUUCAUCUUCUCUCAGGUGGAGGUGGCUCCCGGCGUGUACGACUGCUGGGCUCGGUUCAUCAAGCCGUGGGGACCGAGAGCCUACGUCACCUGGACCACUCUGGUGAUCUUCGUCGUGCCGGUUCUGACGGUGAUCGUGUGCCAGGUGCGCAUCUGUCGCGCGGUGCACACCGGCUUCCACAUGAAGACGCAGCCCGCCGGAGAGGCCGCCUGUAAGCCGCUGUCCUCCCGGGCCAGCAGCGUGGCUGGGCUGUCCAAGGCCAGGGUGAAGACGGUGAAGAUGACCGUGGUCAUCGUGCUGGCCUACAUCAUCUGCUGGGCGCCUUUCUUCACCGUGCAGCUGUGGUCUGUGUGGGACGACGACGCACCAACCGAGUCUGCCACCUUCACCAUCUUGAUGCUGCUCGCCAGUCUGAACAGCUGUAUGAACCCCUGCAUCUACCUUGUUUUCAGUGGGAAGUUGCCCAGGAGACUGCUGGCUGUGAUGUGUGCAGGUGAGCCUGACCUGAAGGAGUCCAUGAAGGAGGAGGCCACCACGGUCAGCUCCCUGUACAUCAGCCUCAAAGGCCUGUCGGACUGCAYGUAGAAGUCCUAAAAUCAAGCCUCCGUUGAACACUGGAAACUUCAGCCUCGGGGAAAUCCAGAUAAAACUGUUUCUUUUAAUAAAAUAAAAGGGUAAGAUUCUGUGGGUURAAUGUGAAAAAGUUAGUCAAGUUUCAUUUGAUCAGUAAA